GUGUCACGUAGCUUGUUAUAUUUACACAUAGCUAGCUACUUAGCUUGCUGUAUUUGUUAUUUUACACACAAUGUGAUUUUAACAUUACAAGUAGAAUAUAAGACGAGGGACCAAAUGCACAGUUCGCUAUUGUUGGGAAUUAAAGCCAGCUUGGAUUGUUUUCUUAUAUUUUUGGAAUGGACGAAGAAGUAGAAAACCAAUCGCGUGCUUUUAAUCGCAUCUGAUACACUUGGAAGACUACAUUCUAAACAUGUUGCUCUCGGGGACAAAAAAACUAACAACCAAAACAGAGCGGGCGGUUCCUUACAAAUCACUACCUUUACACAAGAUCCCUCUAAACGCUGUAACGCCUGUUAAGGAUCUAUUUAAAAUGGCCGAGGCACAAGAGCACCGACCCUUUCAAUUCUCCAAUCCGCUUGGUUUUGAAAAAGGGUCAACAAACAGAAGUAUGAACGCAAUUCACUCUACUGUACUGCAUGAAGAUAACUUCUACAAGUUAUCGCCAUGUGAGCUUAGUAGCAUUGCUGCUGAAGACACAUCUCCCUUGGGCGGUGAUCCUGUCAUUUUUCCACCACGGUGGAGUAAAAAUGUAUCCCUGGUAAUGGGGCACAAGAAACCCCCUGAAUCGCCUGCGAAAAUUUUUGCUCGAAUGAAAGCGAAAGUGCAGAAGCAGAAUCUCUUGUCUGGACAAAGUGGAGAUGCACAAUCGUUAAUCGACGCCCAUGGUCCCAGAGCCAGGCAAGAACGGGACAUGCUGUACCGUACCCCGAGGAAAGCCGACCAUCCUAGCACAGACGCUAAGGACAACCAGGAGGCCUAUUACGAUAUCAAUACAAUUGAAGCCAUCACCCUCUCACCCAGCAUGACUCCUGGUAAAGUUCAGAGGCUUCACCCUGGUACAUCACCGAGAAAAAACACACCGUCUAACGGACUUCCGGAGCCCAGCAAAGUCUUCUGCAAAGCUCCACACCAAUCCAAUUGCAGCAGCACUCGGCUGGGACAGCCAAUUCCUUCACCCAGCUGUUCUGCUGGAUUCCACACCAGAGGAGAGAUGGGAUUUGAAAAACAAGAGUCCUCUACAAAUGAGAUCUAUCAUGACCCGGUUUUUGCCAUGCCCGCAGUUCCUGCCAAGAGGUCUGACAUUGGCACAAUGAGAAGGGACUCUGUGCAGAAUUCUCCAGCAAAGAUAUUUGCCCAGAUGAAGGAAAGGGUGAUACUACAGAUGAGACAGGAACCCAAUCAGGUGACCAGCACAGCGGAUGUAAAUCACAGAGAACGCAUUCACGGACCCUGCAGACGGAGAACUGUGCCCAUGGGUGGCGAUGAGGCGGACGAUGAGCUUUCCCUGGGCGCCAACGCAGGCGUGUCCAGCAGCGGCAGCACCGCGUUCCCCAGUCCUGCAGACGACUGCUCUUCCGUGGGCAUGGUCUACACGCACCGCACCCCAGCCCGCCAGAGACCCCUCUCUGCGCCGGAGCCCAUUCCGGACCUCGCCAACGACAGCCUGCUCCAGAACUCGCCCCGCAUUGCCAUCCCCAAAAAGAGGGCGACCGUUUUUCAGGACAGAGAGGAGGCAGAAUCGGAGACUUCAAAGGAGCAACAGGUUCCUACGCCGCAGGGAAUUAGUUUGACGGAAUGGCAGCUUAAGUCACAGAAUUCAAGGCUGUUUGUUGACGGGUUUCGCCUGGAUAAAAAGGUGCCCUGGCACAGCAACCUAAUUGCAGAGCGGAUUUCAAGCAACGUCCUGAAGACAAUCUCAGGCAGCAUCUACAUCUUGGUGGGCACGAUGUCUCCCGACCCUGACUCGGUGUUUCCUGGAUGGUUUCUGAAGAAGUUUCUCUUUGGCUUUCCAGAGAAGUGGAAAGAUUACUUGGAGAGUUAUUUGUCCAAGUUAAAAAGUGAUUUGUCUUCGGCCCCUGAAAAGAAAAUGCAUAAAAAGGGCACUGACCCCAAGCCAUCUACGAAACCGUACAGGAUGAGGGCAAAGGAGCAGUCCACCAUAACUCCAAAGGCAAAGACCCCCUCUGGUCCUGAGGCCAAACUCCAGGUGAACAGCGCAAAGCUGUCCCGUAGUGGGAGACUCAUCAAGCCACCCCUGGAGUACUGGAAAGGGGGGAGAGUUAUUUUGGAUUCAAGCAUGAACGUUACCAUCCAUGAGGACUACACGUCUACUCUCACCUGUCAUAAGAGUGACGAUAUAAUUGCACUGAAUGGAUUAUCUCAAAGCACAAGGAAGACAUCGUUGGAAAGCUCCUCAGCUAAGUCCAAGGUGCACGACAGGGGAACGGAGAGGAAAAAAGCAGACAUGGCAGUUAGCAGUAGAAAGCUGUCCUCGUCUCGUAAGCAGUUGCCAGAAGAAGCUUUGAAUGUGAGAAGGCCAGACCAGGGCCUGUUAAAUCAGAAGUACACGGUGGGGCUGACGCCAAUUAAAACAUCUACUGCAUUGCACCAGAGGUGCUCUGAGAACCACCUGAAAUAUCACUUAGAUUCGUGGGAUGCUGACUCGGCUGGAAGCGGUGGACAGGCCCUGCUGGAAGAUCCCGUGGUCGUGUUAGUCAAGCUAAAAGAACUGUAUCUGUCAGAUGAGUGCUCGAAGGUCGCCAGGAGCAAGGAAGCGGAAGCACCUGCGCCAUUCAGGAAGCUGAAGCAGUAUCCCCGACGGAACAGGUGUUCGGUCAGGGAGGCAAGCUCACACAGCGCCGGUCCCACCCGCCACAACGUGGAGAAAACGCACCGGUCCACAAAGCUCGCCAAAUCCAGGAGCAGCAGCCAGCAGCAGCACCAGCAUCCUUCAACGUCUGACGCCGAGCAUGGACUGGGACCUCGGACCAGAUCCCGGAGCAGAGCAACUACAGAUUCCUCCGACCAGGAAAAAGCAGAAGGCAGGGUUCCGUCGAGGGAUUCUGAAGGAACAGAGCGGGACGAGGGCCCUGCCUCAAAGUCUGGUUCUCAAAGGCGAGGAAGGGAACUAACCGGAAAGAACCGGAUCGGACGCUUGCCCCGGGAGCGCAGGGGCGUUGGGUUGGAUUUGGAGAGCGAUGCGAUUAGUGACCCCCCCAUAUUGUUGGGGUCUCCUUCCCGGAGUAAGCAGGGCAUACGAGUCAUCAGCUCCCCGCCAAAGACCACCAGAACCCAGCGCAGGGGGAGGUGCAGCCAGGAGGCAGAACCCACCGAAGAGUGUGACGACGGCUCGAGCUUCUUGGACCCCCCAAGGCUUUUCACUAUGCCGAGGGCAGGAGGGAGACACCAGCAGAGAUCGAGGGCUGCGAGUUGUCUGUCUAACAGCGACCAGGCGCGGCAAGAGGUGCUGUUCAGCACUGGGAGCGACGGGGAUAGCACAGCUGACUGCGGAAGCAGGGCGGCACGGCGUAAACGCGGGCCGUCGGUCAAAGCCUCAGAAGACGGCCCCUUGUGCACAGACAAGGGCACGGACAAGGAAACGUUGAACCCCCAGCCUACAGCACACGGCAGUAACAGUGCUCACUUGUUCAGUAAACAGCGUUGUUUCGUCUCGUGUGAUUCAGAGAGUGAACUGUCUGACUUCGGGCUAUCCCCCAUGGACUGUCAAUUUAGCCUGUCAGGGAAAAAACGGAAUGUCCCCCAAGUGAAAAAGGGCAAGCCUUCUUCCAAGCCUUCCUCUGAAGAGAAAGGGGAAACGAAAAUAAGUGCAAAGGGGAAGAAUAAAGAGGGCAGCAGAAAGUCCAAGAAGGAAGAGCCAGAGGAGGAUGAAGAUGACUGGACAGAAAGUGAACUGGAAAAGCUGCACAAGGCCGUGUCCUCAUUUCCCAAGCACAAGAGCGGCUUCUGGAUAAACGUGGCGAUGGCGGUGGGCACGCGCUCAGCCGAGGACUGCCAGGAGCAGUACACCCAUCAGCAGAACGUGCUGCACAAAGCCAAGGCCAGGAAGAAAACCACGCGCGGUGAAAAGGAGGAACCAGUUAAGGAUGCACCUCAGAUAACGGCAAAAGCGGGCACCUUGAAGCGGAAGCAACAAAUGCGGAAUUUCCUGGACCAGAUGCCCAAAGAUGACCACGACGACAUCUUCUCCUCCUCUCCUCUGCAAAACAAACGCGUCAGGCUGCCCACAUUGUCCACAAAUGGAGAAGACUGUGCGUUCCAGAACUUGCAACAGGACCCCCAAACACCCAGUUCCAGUGCGUUCCCUUCAGUAAAGACCCCCCAUUGUCUUCACAUCAGCCCUGGAAUGUUGGGCUCUGUGAACAGAAACAACAAUGACAAGUAUGUGUACCAGCUACAGAAGAAAAUGGGGAAAGGUUGGGCCAAUGUCCGUGGACAGGGCAGCUGCCCUGAGAAGCUGAAUUAUACCCCCUCAUCAUCUGUAAAACCUACAAGGAGAAGACCAGAUGCUGAAAAUGAAUCCUUUGUCGUGUGGAAAAUGUUCUCGGACAAGGAACCGCUUCCACAUCCCUCUGAUGAAAGUGGAGAAGAGGAUUAUUAUUUUAUGGAUGAUGACUAAAUAACGAAUUUGGAUCUUCAAAUCAGGACAUUUGGGGGGGAAAGUGAAUGGUGAAUUUAAUGAAUAAUACAUGUUCAAAUGAAAAAAGGAAAAUGUAUUUUUAAAUGUGGAAAAUAGGUGCCUAUAAUUUUCUUGAGAAACAUUAUUUGAAGCGUAUUGCCAAUAUCUUGUUUUAUUAUUUAAGAGAUGGAAAAGCCAAUUUUUUUUCUAAUCUUGGAUGCAUCCUUUAUGAUUUAAAAUGUAUGGCAGUGCAUUACUGAAACAGUUGAAGUAUGUGUGCCAGUUAAGUCUGUAAAUAUAAAAAAUAUUGUGCACUUGAUUUCAUGACAUUUUUCUGACUAGUCGUCUUUUAGAGUCGUUGUUUCAACUUGUUUUUUUUAAUUAAAAGUUUGUAUUACAAAUUAGUGGUACAUGAAACGAAGUCGCUCUUUAUCGAGUUUCAAUAAAUUGACAGACAUUUUAA
Conger conger (European conger) is the source of this 4940-nucleotide messenger RNA. RefSeq names its product MIS18 binding protein 1 (gene mis18bp1). Bases 251 to 4477 code for a protein of 1408 amino acids. The record is from RefSeq and is a predicted model, not a curated record. The transcript has 17 exons. Lineage: Eukaryota; Metazoa; Chordata; Actinopteri; Anguilliformes; Congridae.